ACUACUUUCCGUAUCUUUUACUUAUCGCCAUAGUCGGCAAGGAUUAAAGAUAAAAGUGUGAUGAUAAGCGCGCGGCGUAAUAAACUCGAACAUUAAAAUUGGAUUCGUCAUUAAAUAAAUUGACCGGGCGUUGUCUCGUAGUAUCGAUAGUAGGAAAAACUUAUCAUGUCACGAUUCGUAUGAUUUAAUUUAUUUGUUUUAGCUAUUGGAAAUAUCUUCAAGAUACGUAUAUCUAUAUAAAGAUCACACCGAUGAAUCUUUCCUCUGUACGAAUGUAUGAAUGGCACAGGUCACCGCAGUGCCUGCGCCGUUCGUUAAGCACUCUGUGUGUGUCCAUUAUAAUCGAUAAACAGUCCCAUAUAACGGAAAAACGCGUCUGAACUUGACUGACAAUUAAUCAAAUUCAAGAGUAUAUAUAUAUAUCGCAUGUGCGAAUAAAAUUUUGAUAUUGCAUUGCCAAUACUGAAGGAAUCGACUCUGGUUACGAGAUGAAUCGUUGGUUACUCGUUUUCGCGGCGUUAGCUGCUUUGGCUUCGGUUGCCAAUGCGGAAAAGAAGGUUGUAUGUUACUUUGGUAGUUGGGCCGUUUAUCGGCCUCCUGGUGGCAAAUUCGACAUCUCAUACAUUCAGCCGAAACUCUGCACCCAUAUGAUCUAUACCUUCGUCGGCAUCACUGAAGACGGCAACAUCCGAGUUUUGGACGCGUGGCAGGAUCUUCCCGACAAUUGGGGCAAGGACGCCUUCGGUAGAUUCAACAAGCUACGCGAACAGAGUCCCGAGACUAAAACGCUCAUCGCUAUCGGUGGAUGGAAUGAGGGAUCCGCAAGAUACUCCGCUGUUGUCGCUAAUCCAGCUACUCGUGCGAGAUUCGUCAAGAAUACCGUUGACUUUGUGCUGAAAUACGGGUUCGAUGGUUUUGACGUCGAUUGGGAAUACCCGAAUCAGCGUGGUGGAAAACCGGAGGACAUCCAGAACUAUAUAAGCUUGUUGAAGGAACUCAGAGCCGAAUUCGACAAACAUGGACUGAUUCUCAGUGCUGCCGUCGCUGCCGCCGAGACUUCCGCCUCUCUGUCCUACGAUAUUGCCGCGAUGUCCAAAUAUCUGCACUUCAUCAACAUUAUGGCGUACGAUCUCCAUGGUGCUUGGGAAAAGACCACUGGUCACAACGCUCCGCUUUAUCCGCGCAAGGAUGAAUCUGGAAACGAUCUUAAGCUCAACGUCGACGCAUCUGUACGCUACUGGUUGGACAACGGCUGUCCGCCCGAGAAACUGAUCCUCGGAGUACCAUUCUACGGUAGGGCCUUUACUCUCGCAGACAAGAGUAAGAAUGGUCUUGGAGCCCCUACCACCGGACCAGCUUCUGCCGGUCCGUACACUCGCGAGGCUGGCUUUUACGGAUACAAUGAGAUUUGCGAGUUCUUCAAACAGGGUGGCUGGACCGUUGUUCGUCAGGAAGAGCAUCGCACUCCGUACGCUUACAAGGGCGACCAGUGGGUGGGCUACGACGACGUAACUUCUCUUACCGAGAAGACUGCUUACAUCAAUUCCUUGAAUCUCGGUGGCGCGAUGUUGUGGAGUAUUGAGACUGACGACUUUUUGGGCACGUGUGGUGAAAAGUAUCCUCUGUUGAAAGCAUUGAAUACCGGACUUAAGAGACAAGUCCCAAUAGAACCACCAACCAAGCAACCUCCGCAAACGACACAAUCACCGCAAACGACGCAACCACCACAAACGCAACCACCAGUGACCGCACCUCCUAGUGGUAUUUGCAAGAAGGACGGUUACGUCCGCGAUGAAAAAGAUUGCGGCAUAUUCUACCAUUGUCAAAAUGUGAAUGGCGUUUAUCAAGUACAAAAAUUCAAUUGUGCAAGUGGGUUAGCCUUCGAUCCCCAAAUCAACGCUUGUAAUUACAAAAAUCUCGUUGAAGGAUGCAACUAACAAUAAUAAACGAUAAUAAAUAGUCAUGCUGUACACUUCCAUGGUGCUUCUACUUGUUAUACAGAUGAAAUAAAUGUGCUCUUCAUUUUAUGUACUCAAAUGUGUGUAUAUAUAUAAUAUAUACACAUGCACACACAAUAUAUAAAAUUAUAUGAACCCAUUUCUCUACAUUCUUUUCUUUUUUCUUUAUAAUACUGUAUAACAUUUAUUUGUAUGUAUAUUUGCAAUAAAGUCCAUAAAGUCCAUUG
Messenger RNA from Wasmannia auropunctata (little fire ant), 2185 nucleotides. RefSeq names its product chitinase-3-like protein 1. NCBI's taxonomy places the organism in Eukaryota, Metazoa, Arthropoda, Insecta, Hymenoptera, Formicidae. Gene Ontology annotation, biological process: carbohydrate metabolic process; chitin catabolic process. Gene Ontology annotation, molecular function: chitin binding; chitinase activity. The transcript has 6 exons. Gene Ontology annotation, cellular component: extracellular region. The coding region runs from base 489 to 1937 and encodes 482 amino acids. The record is from RefSeq and is a predicted model, not a curated record.